AUGCUCGAGGACAUGUCUGGUCUGCGAAAGUUGUCAGAUAUAUCUCAGAACGAGUUUGUUGGUCACGUCAAUGACCUUCGGCAGCGGUUUCUAACUGCUUGGGGAGACAGUAAAAGAGUAGAAGCCAUAGAGGUGAUCACCGAACUUGCACGGCUGCUCUCUGCUCCUUCGACACCGUCGUUCUUUCCUGUUCAGUGGAUCCUCGUCACCGAUAUUAUCGACUUAUUUGGUAGUUACGUUUACGAUCGCUUGUUGUCGAAAGCCAAUGAGGAGAGGAAAGUUGCUGGAGAGGGUGAGUUGCCUACUGAUUUUGAAUCGAAUGCCGUGCCUCCCGGUGCCGUUGAAGUGGCGAGGAAUUGGUUCAGCAAAGUUGAAGAUAUAAAAGAGGUUGUUCCUCGAUUCUACGUAGAAACAACGCUGAUUGGAUGUCAACGGUUUCUAGACAACACUUCUUUGAGACCUAGUCUUCUUCGACUCGCUACUAUGAUUGAAAGUAAGUCUUUUGAAAGGUUCCGCAACCGAUGCCUGCCAGUUUCUCCGGACAAUUCAGAAUUCACGCAUCCGUUGUCGGCCGCCUACGCUCGCGCUUAUAUCUGCAAAAUAGCUAUGAUUCUCGACCCAGCAGAUCGAGGUCCUCAUUGGAAGGCGCUUAACGACCUGAUGCAGUCUUCAAAACAACCGACCGAGUACGUCACUCCUGCACUGGAGUGGAUUGUGCAGUGUGUGUCAUAUGGAGCAACAACAAUCGAAGAUCUUGGACCACUCUGGGAGUAUUGCAAAAAAACCGAAAAGCACAGCUCACUCAUUCAUGCUUUUAUGAUUGGAAUUUCUCUCAAGUACCUUCUGAAUCAUUGCGUUGAAGUUUGUGAACUUAUUGUCUCUCAAUCUCUCCCUCCAAAAGAAUUGGAAACAUUCGGCUCUCGAUUGCUCUUGGGUGAGGUAGCAGAAGGUUUACACCCGAAAGUUUUCAGUUUGGUGUGGCCCUACAUUUCACGUUUCGAGAAAGAGGAUUUCAUGAAGUGUUGUGCUGUUUGGAGUAAAUUCGUCAGUCGGUACUACACAUUGAAAGAACUUGGUGAUCUUUGCGAACUUACUUUGCAGAAAUUAUCCGGUGUCAAGGAUCCGAGCGAAUAUUAUGGUUACCUGGCAACAGUCAUCGAAAACGUUCUAGAUUAUGCAGGCAGCGACUUUCCUUCUCUGAUGAAGAAAAAAUCGCUUAUCGACCUUUUGGACUACGUGAGAGAUGAACCAUAUGGGUCACGUUGUGCCAAAGCUGCCCUUACUGCCAUCAUUCGAAUGUUUGAAGUGGGAAGUGUUGCGGAUUUGGAAAUCAUAGACCAGAUUGUCGAUCAGUGCGGCCGCCUGUGUCAGUCAAUCCGACCAGAAACCAUCAGUGAUGAGGUUCGAGUGAUAGAUCGGCUUGUGUCAUCAGCGCUAGAUCGCCCAUGGUUGCCCAAGGACCCAGAAAGGCAAUUGGAUUUCCUUUGUCAUGCACGAUCACUCCUCUAUCAAAGCGACGGUUGCAUGGCGCAUGUCGUGACGUUGAUGAUAGCGUUCGGCUUCCGAUUCUAUGCCGAUUAUCCAGCAUCCACCAAAAAGGACGACUUUAUAAGGUUCGUUUCGGAAUGA
Molecule: messenger RNA, 1629 nt
Organism: Ostertagia ostertagi
Lineage: Eukaryota; Metazoa; Nematoda; Chromadorea; Rhabditida; Trichostrongylidae
Source: the annotation of a GenBank genome assembly